Hippopotamus amphibius kiboko is the source of this 5430-nucleotide messenger RNA. It is a transcript of the gene DNAJB14, whose product is annotated as DnaJ heat shock protein family (Hsp40) member B14. Gene Ontology annotation, cellular component: endoplasmic reticulum membrane. The record is from RefSeq and is a predicted model, not a curated record. Gene Ontology annotation, molecular function: Hsp70 protein binding. The transcript has 9 exons. Lineage: Eukaryota; Metazoa; Chordata; Mammalia; Artiodactyla; Hippopotamidae. The coding region runs from base 142 to 1281 and encodes 379 amino acids. Gene Ontology annotation, biological process: cellular response to misfolded protein.
CCGCCGCGGUCGCCUGCGCUCCUCCCCGCUCGCCUCCGCACGCCCCCAAACCCUGGCCGGCCUCGCCUCCUCGGCGGCGGCGGCGGCGGCUUCCGCCCCUGGUCGCUGUGCUCCGGUAGGAAACGGAAGAAGGCGCAAGCCAUGGAGGGGAACCGGGAUGAGGCGGAGAAAUGUGUCGAGAUCGCCCGGGAGGCCCUGAACGCCGGCAACCGCGAGAAGGCCCAGCGUUUCCUGCAGAAGGCCGAGAAGCUCUACCCACUGCCCUCGGCCCGCGCACUGUUGGAAAUAAUUAUGAAAAAUGGAAGCACUGCUGGAAAUAGCCCUCAUUGCCGAAAACCAUCAGGUAGUGGUGAUCAAAGCAAGCCUAAUUGCACAAAAGACAGCUCACCUGGUAGUGGGGAAAGUGGAAAAGGCUACACCAAAGACCAAGUAGAUGGAGUUCUCAGCAUAAACAAAUGUAAAAAUUACUAUGAAGUACUUGGAGUUACCAAAGAUGCUGGUGAUGAAGAUUUGAAAAAAGCUUAUAGAAAGCUUGCUUUGAAGUUUCAUCCAGACAAAAACCAUGCACCUGGAGCAACAGAUGCUUUUAAAAAGAUUGGAAACGCUUAUGCUGUUUUAAGCAAUCCAGAAAAACGAAAGCAAUAUGACCUCACAGGCAACGAAGAACAAGCAUGUAAUCAGCAGAACAAUGGUAGAUUUAAUUUCCAUAGAGGUUGUGAAGCUGAUAUAACUCCAGAAGACUUGUUUAAUAUAUUCUUUGGUGGUGGAUUUCCUUCAGGGAGUGUACAUUCAUUUUCAAAUGGACGAGCUGCUUAUAGCAAUCAACAUCAGCAUCGACAUAGUGGACAUGAAAGAGAAGAAGAAAGAGGAGAUGGAGGUUUUUCUGUGUUUAUCCAGCUGAUGCCCAUUAUUGUAUUGAUCCUCGUGUCAUUAUUAAGCCAAUUGAUGGUCUCUAAUCCUCCUUAUUCCUUAUAUCCCAGAUCUGGAUCAGGGCAAACGAUUAAAAUGCAGACAGAAAAUUUGGGUGUCGUUUAUUAUGUCAACAAGGACUUUAAAAAUGAAUACAAAGGAAUAUUAUUACAAAAGGUAGAAAAGAGUGUGGAAGAAGAUUAUGUGACUAAUAUUCGAAAUAAUUGCUGGAAAGAAAGACAACAAAAAACAGAUAUGCAGUAUGCAGCAAAAGUAUACCGUGAUGAACGACUCCGAAGGAAGGCAGAUGCCUUGAGCAUGGACAACUGUAAAGAAUUGGAGCGGCUGACCAGUAUUUAUAAAGGAGGAUGAACUGAAAUUUUAUUUAUACCUUUUAGAGUACUCUCUAUUUUUUCUUCUCUGCAGUUUAUCUCAAUAUAUGAAUAAAAAGAAGGUCUGUUCUCACUAUAAAGGAUUUGUUUUUAUCAUGGUUUAUAUUCUUAAUAUGCCCUCUCUCAUUUAUUCAACCAUUCAACGAAUGUAUGAAUGUUUACUAUAACCCGGCAGUAAUAUGGGAAUUAAUCACUGAACAAGACAAAAAUCCUUAUGAAGUUUACAUCUAGCAAGGGAAAUAAAGGUCAGGUAAAUAACGAAUUAUAAUUAUGAUGAAUGCUACAGAGAAAAUUACAAGGUACAACAAAAGCAUAUAUCUAGAAGACUUAACCUAUUCUGGGAGGAUUAGGGAAGGUUUCUCUCAGAAAGUGACCUUAAGCUGAGACCCAAAAGAUGAGAUAAGUAGGAGUGAGGUGAAUGCUAGAUAAAUGUUUCAGGCAGAGUGUGCAAGGUGAUAAAGUCAUAGUAACUUUACAGAAGUGAAAACAAACUUGUAUGAUUAUGACAUAGGAAGUCAGGGUAAGUCAGAGAAUUAAAAUAAGGGCCAGAUCCCAUGAAGCCAUAUAUAAACCAUGAUGAUUUAUGUUCAAAGAAAACCUUUGAGAUUUUUAAUGGCGUUAACAUAAGAUAUGAGUUUUUAAAAUAACAUUUUAGUUGCUGUGCAAAGAAGACUGGAUGGCAAAAGUGAAUGUAGGACUGAUAGGAAGUGUUGUCAAAGGAGAGAUGAUCAUGGCUUGGACCAGAGUAGGAAUAUAGAUAGUGAUUAAUUUUGAGAUACAGUCAGGAUGUAGAAUUAAGAGAAUUAUUUAAUUGAUGGAUUUGGGAUAAAUGGAGGCAGCAGUUAAAAACUUACUAAAAAUUUGGCUAUGAAAAGUAGAGGAAAAUGGUGGUAGCUGGAAGAUGUGGUUUCCAAGAAGGCUUUUAUUUUUUCAGUUAUUUAUUACAUAAGACCUUACUAUUUAUUACAUGAGAGACCUUAGUGAUUCUUUUUAUUCUGAUGAAAAGGGGCAAGUAAAAAGUGAAAGAAUAGAGAAAAAGGAGGAUAAUAGCAUUAAGUACUUGAUAUUCCAGAGGAUGUUGGAGCCAUUGCAAAGAUGGAAUAAUUACUUUUAGCUAAGAGACAGCAUCAGCAUUCUUUCAGAAAGGAGUAUAUGAGUGCAAAAACAGAUUUGUAGCAGAUUUGUAGCAUUUGUGGUUCAAUGUUAUGACUUGUAUUUUCUCAAUGAAAUAAGCAGUUUAUGUAAAAUUAGAGGAUGGAAAGGAUGAUAAGCAGACACUUAGAAGGAAUGAAGGCAGUUUGAAGGAAUCAUUUUUACUGAGUCAGCUGACUAGUGAAAUGUAGGACUUCUAUGGGUCCCACAUUGGUGACAGAAUUUAGAUUCUGUUAAAUUUUGUGAUUUUUUUUUUCCAGCUUAAUCCAGCAGCCUCAGCAUAGACAUGGAGCAUACAACUCAUUUAACUCUUCCAAAUUUGAGGUUCUGUCAGGCAGGAAAGGUGGUUGGGGCAUUUAAGAUGUUGACAAGUGAGUGGUUUCACUGACUAUUAGAUGUAAGCCAGAGAUUGAAGGAAUUAGUGGUUUCUGAGGUGAUCUAGGGUAUGAUGACCAUGGUGAUAGUAUAGAAGAGAAAGUAUUGUAUGGACCUUAUAAUUGUAUUUUCAGUGGGCCACAUCCCAAACCACAGCCAGAAUCAAAGUUUCUAAGACAUUUUCCAAGUUGGCUGAUCAAUGUAAGUGAUAAAAUUUUCGUUUUUGUAUGUUGGAGAAUCAGCAAGACUCUCCUCCCCAUAUGAGUUUGAAUACCAAUAGAAUUUUCACACAGACAGUGGAGCCACCCUAAAUCCAGAUGAUUGUUGGUUUUUUGAUAGAAAAACAAUAAUCAAAAAAAAAUUGAGAACUCUGCUGUAUAUAAUAGCUAAGAGAAAUUUAAGCUAAAGAGAAGCAGAAACAAAGGCUCUCAUAUAACUAAUAAAGUCAGAACUUUAACAUGUGUAUGCUUGUUGACUAUAUAAUGUACUAGUAUGCUGUGUACAUAGUAAAACAAAAUAACAUAUUUGUAUAAUGAGAUAAAAAUUUUGUGUGCAUAUGAAUGUAUGUGUACAAUAUGUGUUUCUUUCUGAACCUCAGAGAUCAUCUGUUACAUUUCACUUUGGAGAACUGGCACAUGGUACUGAUAGUCUUUUAGGUCAGUAAAUAUUUCCCUUAGUCCUGUACCAACAGCAGUGUUAUUGAUAGGUAAAUGCAAACAGAUCAAUCUGAGUACAUAAGGAACUCUCCUAUUGAUGUGCCAUAAUUUGGAAACCACCACACUUGGAAAUUAAAAAUCUUACUAGAUUUUUCAAUUUCCAGACAUCGUGGUGUUUGGAGAUCUUAGAAAGCUGUGCUUUCCCCUUUUGCCACUAAAGAUGACGAAAAAAAUCAGCAAUAUUUUCCUGGUCAGUUAUCAUUUAAUAAUGUCAUUAAGAUGGAUAAUUAUGUUAAAAUGAAAAGUAAUGCUUCCAGAAAUUAGCAGUUCCUGCUAGAGUUCAUAUUUUUAUUUGCCUCCAAACUUGGGGGUAAAUGGAGGGGAAGCACAGGCGGGAAAUAAGGAGUUUUAGUCAGGGCCAGGACUAAUGGUUUCUUGUAGUCACUUUUAUUCUGCAAAUGUUGAAUGAGUAACUACAGAAUGUAAGAAACAGAGGCAUUGUAAGAAACUGGAAAAAAUCUAAACCGUGACCUUCUUUCCAGACCUUAUGGUCUCGUUGGGUAAACAAACUAUGACACAUGAUUAUGCACAAGUAAAUAUCAGUCAUUCUUAGUAGUACAUAGGAGAGUUCAAGAGAAUGUGAUGGAUGUUAUAAAGAAACACGAUUUAAAUAACUAAGGUAGAAAAUGAAGGGGUAUAGAACAUACAUCCUGAAAUAUGCCACUUUGGCAUAUUGAUUAUUUUGAGCUAAAGGCACUAGGAAACAGCAAAUGCAGGAAGGGCUCUCUGGACUUCCACAUUCUACUUAAAGGCUUGUCAUAAAACUUUCCAUGAGAAAGGUGCCCUCCCUCUACCAGGAAGAGGAGAAUAUUCCUAUCACCAGAGGUGGGAUUGACACUGAAAUGGACCUGUACAAACAAACCUACUAAAAUAACCCUUUACUUCCAUUAGUUUAUCCCAUAUGUUUAAUAGUCACUGUCAUACAAUUUACUGCCCCUAGCCCAACCCCCCUUGUCUUGUGUCAUCCCUGCAAUUUAUGGUUCUUUGUGUAAAAAGGUAUAUAAACUUUGGGCCUAACAGCUUUGGAUCUUCAUUUUCCUUCUGAAGACUCCCAUGUACGUGUAAACAUAUUAAAUGAAUUUUUAUGAUUUUCCUCCUGUUAAUCUGUAAUUUCAUUGUUAGGCCCAGCCUCAAAAUCUAAGAAGGUAGAAGGAAGUUUUUCCUCUCCUACAAAAGAAGUAAGCAUUUCAGAUUCAGGAACCUCCACAACUAGCGUGGGAAAAUAAGAGUCAUUUUGAUGGAAGGGUGAGGUAAUCAAUUUGGCUGGAGUAUAGGAUUCAUAAUAGAAUGCAUUUAGAAGUAAAAUAAAAUAUGUUAGUGCCAGAUUAAAGACUAUGUCAACUAUUGUCUGCAGUGGUAUAUCACUAAAGAUUUUUUGAUCAGCAGUAAUGUACAGUUUUAGAAAGGUUUAACUGGCCAUUGUUAAGUAGCUAUUAAUAUAGUCUUGCUGAAUAGAAUAAUGGUUUCAAUGAAGAAUCGAAAAAAUAUAGAUGUAAAAAAUCAUCAUUAAGGAAGAAAAGAACAUGAGGAAGGAAGGAAAGCAAACAUGAUACCUGAUGGAAUCAUGGAACCAAUACGGACAUAAGUCAGGAGACACAGGUUUACUGGAGUUUUUAGAGACUUUGAGUUAGAACUGACAGACGUGUAGAAAUAUCCAACAUCCAACAAGCAGCUGAAAAUGAACCUAGAACUCAGAUGAAAGGUGCAGAUUUAGGACACAUUCUCAGGACACAGUGGAAAGAGAAAAACAGCAGAGGAAUCAAAAACAAGCUUUAAAUGCCUUUAUUUAAGAGUUAGGAGACUAGAGUGGGUGAGGAGCUAAAAUAAGUGCAGUGUCUUAGAGAAUAUGAAAGGAAGGAAAAGGAAAUGAUCUUCAAUGACGUAAG